AUUUUUGAAAUCCCUAACAACCUUUGUUUUCUGAAUUUCAAUACCGCGAAUGAAUCACAUAUGAAAUAUAUUAUUAAAUGGUUUUGGGAAAAAUGAAAUUUAAUAGAACCACAACUUAGAAGAUCCAACUCUCUGGCUGAUGGCUCUAUAGCUGGGUCACAGAAUCAGACACAAUCUCUGGCUGAUUGUGUACACUAUUGUGGCUACCAUGUUUGCAGCAUGCAUCCUGUAUCCUUUUGUCAUCUCUGUCUAGUCUCGAAUCGAUUGAACUUGUGUUAAUAUUGUGGAUUUUUUAAGCAUUUUAUUUGUGUACAACUUGACUUUUUAUACAUAUAUAGUUGAUGUAUAUGAUAUAUUUCAACUGCUAUGCAACUUUCACUAUUAUCGUGUGAUGCUAUCUGCUAUAUGAUAUAUCAGAUAUUGGCCUUUCACCAUUUUCUGCGUGAGAUCUCAACACACACUCCUCAUGUAUAUGACUAUUUGUUUAUUAUUGUGAAUUUUGAAUUUGAUUCCGAAGGAAAUUACAACCCGCCGAUUAUACACAAGGACCUGAAAUGUGAUAAUAUAUUUAUCAAUGGUCAUCAAGGAGAAGUUAAAAUUGGAGAUUUGGGGCUGACAACUUUCUUGGAGCGAAGUAAUGCCAAGAGUGUAAUUGAGCCAUUGUCUUUAGAGCUAGGGAACCCGUCUAUGAAGAGUCAGCUAAAGGCAUUAGCAGCUGUUGAGGCUACACCAUGGAAGAAUUUCAAUAAAAAGAAAGAGGCUGCCCUUAAGAAAAGGAAAGAGGGAACCCUUCAAGUUCAGAAUAAACAGGUCGAAGAUCCAUAGAUAAACAGGGUGAAAGCAUAAGGCAUGGCGAAAAACACUUCGUGAAGCCUCUGUGCACAAAGAUAAAUCUCAUAGAGAUGGCUUGAAUGAGGAUAUUCAUGCCAUUGAGAAAAAAGCCCCCAGGAAUUCCAGGGAUGAUAAUAGAAGUAAACAUAACAGUCACUAUCCAUGGAUUCUUAUUACCAAAAACAAGGUGAAAUGGUUGGUAAAUUAAAGGAAGGCUGACAAAGUACACAGUCACACUUCGGAGCAUCACCUAAGGACAAAAAUAGAAUUGGUCUUGAUCAAUCCCCUGUAACUAAUGGGCGAGGUAUCCCCAAUCACCACCUCAAAAAUAUAAAAAA
Cajanus cajan (pigeon pea) is the source of this 1169-nucleotide messenger RNA. The record is from RefSeq and is a predicted model, not a curated record. NCBI's taxonomy places the organism in Eukaryota, Viridiplantae, Streptophyta, Magnoliopsida, Fabales, Fabaceae.